AUGACCUCUAGAAUGCAAAGCGCUCAACACAUAGCUAAGCGGGCUUCCUCGUCAGACGAAGACGAAGCUAGUUCUUCUACAGAAGCAGAUGUGUGUGAAGCUCCGGCAUCACCCACAAAACGACUAAAGCUUGUCAAGACUAAUGAUCGGGCAUCAGAGCCCCCGAAAUUGCCCCAUACCUCUGAGAAGCAAUCUCUAGAUGGCCCUCAAACAGAACUCGCGAUAGGCGUGAAAUUGACUCAUGGGGACUGUGACACAAUAGCUCAAAAUUGCAAAAAAUCCGAGCUUGGAACACCCGAUCGCGCUGUCAAAGCGGUCAAGAAACGGAUCAAGUUGAAGGAACCUCGAACAGAUCCUGUGGCUGACGCCGGGCGGCACCGUGGGCCCCGCGGCAUAGUACAUUACAUUAUCGAAGUAGCAAAGCUUCGGGUGAAGCGUGAGAAGGCUACCGAGGACAAAGAGACAAAGGAGUCGUAA
Molecule: messenger RNA, 477 nt
Organism: Fusarium fujikuroi IMI 58289
Lineage: Eukaryota; Fungi; Ascomycota; Sordariomycetes; Hypocreales; Nectriaceae
Exons: 1
Coding region: 1-477 (158 amino acids)
Source: RefSeq, a predicted model, not a curated record